This is a messenger RNA of Paramuricea clavata, 411 nucleotides long. The record is from the annotation of a GenBank genome assembly. Lineage: Eukaryota; Metazoa; Cnidaria; Anthozoa; Malacalcyonacea; Plexauridae.
AUGAUUUGUUGUCUUUCUUCAGGGAACAAUAAACAUGAAUAUAUAUUCUAUUCCAACGCAACACACAUUUCCUAUGUUUCUGUUGAUGGUGGCGAAUCUACGGCUAUUCUAACGGCGCGAAGUGCAAAUCUAGGUUACGAUGAACAAAACUACCGCAUCUGGUAUUAUGAUACGGUUGCUGCUACACUCCAUAAGGCGAACUUAGACGCUAGCGGUUUGGAAACUGUUUCUGUUCCAUCAACCUUUGGUCAAUUUACAGUUGAUGGUGUGAAUCAAAGUAUCUACUACCUGAACGACAACGAUGACACCGUUAAAUCAAUUCAUUACAAUGGAAAUCACUUUCCAGAGAUUGCUGCAUUACAGGGCGGCAAUGAAUUCCAGGACAUACAAAUUGACCCCUAUAACAGGUAG